This is a messenger RNA of Misgurnus anguillicaudatus (oriental weatherfish), 1038 nucleotides long. Lineage: Eukaryota; Metazoa; Chordata; Actinopteri; Cypriniformes; Cobitidae. The record is from RefSeq and is a predicted model, not a curated record.
UGUUUCAAACCCCAAAGGCAGAGAUGCGAUGUCUAACAGUAGGAGGUGGGGAAUAAACUUAAUUUCAGUUUAAGGACAUGUUGAAACAGGCGGUUCGUUCAGCUGGAAAGUAUUAUAAGGAAAAAGAAUCUGUUUUUAACAAGCCCAACAGAGGAGUUUCUUUAAUCAUCUCUUAAAAUGCCUGCGGAUUAUAACGGCUGCUGGAAAAUGAUCUCCAACGAGAAUUUUGAUAAGUAUCUGAAAGCUUUAGAUAUAAAUGUGGCUAUUAGAAAGAUAGCCACUAUGAUGAAACCUGAUAAAGACAUCACUCAGGAUGGCAAUCACUUUAUCAUAAAGACGCUCAGCUCCUUUAAGAACUACAGCAUAGACUUUGUGAUUGGUCAGGAGUUUGAAGAAGAUUUUACUGGACUGGAUAAUAGAAAAUGUAAGACCACUAUCACCUGGGAUAGAGAAAAACUGGUGUGUGUGCAGAAAGGAGAGAUCGAGGGGAGAGGCUGGACCCACUGGAUUGAUGGAGAAGAGCUUCACUUGGAGCUGACGGCUGCUGGAGUAGUGAGUAAACAAGUCUUCAAAAAGGCAUAACCAAAAGUGCAAAGUAACACCUCCUGAUGGACUUUUGCAAGAGAUGCAUUGAAAAAAACACACACUACAAAACAUAAAACAACUCCGUCCAUUCAUCUAUCAUCACAGCUGCCUACAACAUACCUGAAAACAACAGUAAAUGUAAUAGUUUGUCACAGUCUAUUUGCUCUGAUCCAUAUAAAGGUCUUCAGCAACUAUUCAUAACAGAUGCCCAUGCCUGUCAUUUAUAUUGGUGGUAAAAAGUGUGAAUCAUUAAACAACAGGUGUUUGAGGAUAAUGUCAUGGAAAUAACAUUCAAAGAUUGGAAAUGUCUGUGUAUAUAAUUAGACUCCAGAGAGGACGUCCAAAGGAAAAAUGUUGAGAGCGGCUGCUGUCGCUUUGAUUGAAAAGUCUGUCAGUUUGCGCAUGAUGGGAUUCUGCCUGUCUUCCCAUCAUGCCUCUGUACUGUAUGAGUAU